Phytophthora sojae is the source of this 605-nucleotide messenger RNA. RefSeq lists its product as hypothetical. The annotation marks the transcript as partial. The transcript is spliced from 3 exons. The record is from RefSeq and is a predicted model, not a curated record. NCBI's taxonomy places the organism in Eukaryota, Oomycota, Peronosporomycetes, Peronosporales, Peronosporaceae.
AUGGGUAUCCACCCACGCGACGCUCCCCGAGCCGCGGCGACGCUUCAAACACACCGUCGACGCGCCGUGAAGAGGGCUCGCCGGCUCCAGUUAACUCUCCGAGUCAUCGCGAUCAAGAGCGCCCUGCGCGCACAUCUCCUGCGCGCGCUCCGAGACGUCUCACCACUUCGCGCGCUGCGCCACCGAGGGAGGAGCCGCGAGCUGCGCGAGCUCACUGAGCCACGGUACUCGUCGCUCCGUGCGGAAGACGUGCCCCUGGGCCCCGUCAUCUCCAACCCUUUGGACGAAGCUCAGUCCGAGGAGCGCCCAGAGCGGCGGCCUCUGCUGAACCCCAGCACUGCCGACUACGGCUUCCGGCCUCGCGACCCCGCGGAGGCUUGUCGCCAGGCGUUCCAGCAGUCUCUCGCGCUGCACGCCAUUGGGCCCGCAGCCCGUACUCCGGAGGAGCUCGCACUGCGUACGUCUCUGCGAGAGCGACUCCUCACUCCACAGUCUACGACUGUCGCGGAGUAUCGCGAGAGGUUGCGGCUGCAAGCCCAGCAGAAGUCCGUGCCCGCCAUGCGGACGUACCCGAUGGUACUUCGCCCGGGGGAAGACUCAAUUGA